Messenger RNA from Lynx canadensis (Canada lynx), 1058 nucleotides. RefSeq names its product olfactory receptor-like protein OLF4. Gene Ontology annotation, molecular function: olfactory receptor activity; G protein-coupled receptor activity. Bases 126 to 1058 code for a protein of 310 amino acids. Gene Ontology annotation, biological process: G protein-coupled receptor signaling pathway. NCBI's taxonomy places the organism in Eukaryota, Metazoa, Chordata, Mammalia, Carnivora, Felidae. The transcript has 2 exons. The record is from RefSeq and is a predicted model, not a curated record. Gene Ontology annotation, cellular component: membrane.
CACUGCCUCCUGCUGUCUCGGGUGAGGGCAGAGCUUUAGUCCCUAUCAUCUGCUAUCCAGGGAGGCAUUCAGGCUUCCACAAGGAGACCUUCCCGUCAGACACCCCAGCCAGCCACCUCCACCACAUGGAACUGAGCAACAAAACACGAAUUUCAGAAUUUCUUCUCCUGGGAUUUUCAGAGAGACCAGAACUGCAGCCCCUCAUAUUUGGGCUUUUCCUCUCCAUGUACCUGAUCACUGUGUUUGGAAACCUGCUCAUAAUUUUGGCCAUCAGCACAGACCCCAACCUCCACACACCCAUGUACUUCUUCCUCGCCAAUCUGUCCUUCGUAGAUAUUUGCUUCACCUCCACCACGAUUCCGAAGAUGCUGGUGAACGUCCAGACUCAGAGCAAAGUCAUAACUUAUGAGGACUGCAUCACACAGAUUUAUUUUCUCAUUCUCUUUGCUGUACUGGACGUCUUCCUCCUGAGUGUGAUGGCCUAUGACCGGUUUGUGGCCAUCUGUCACCCCCUGCACUACAUGGUCAUCAUGAACCCCCGGCUCUGUGGGCUGCUGGUUCUGGUGUCCUGGAUCAUGUGUGUCCUGAAUUCCCUGUUACAGAGUUUAAUGAUGUUGCGUCUGUCCUUCUGUACACACUUGCAUAUCCCCCACUUUUUUUGUGAACUCAAUGAGAUGCUCCAGCUUGCCUGUUCUGACACCUUUCUUAAUAACGUGGUGAUGUAUCUUGCAGCUGUCCUGCUGGGUGGUGGUCCUUUUGCUGGGAUCCUUUACUCUUAUUCCAAGAUAGUGUCCUCUAUACGUGGGAUUGCAUCAGCUAAGGGCAAGUAUAAAACGUUUUCCACCUGUGCGUCUCACCUGUCGGUCGUGUGUUUAUUUUACUGUACGAUGCUCGGCGUGUACCUCAGCUCUGCUGCUACCCAGAGCUCCCACUCAAGUGCCACAGCCUCGGUGAUGUACACGGUGGUCACGCCCAUGCUGAACCCCUUCAUCUACAGCCUGAGGAACAAAGACAUAAAGAGUGCUCUGAAAAGAAUUUUUUGGGGUCAAGUGAUGUAA